Molecule: messenger RNA, 2027 nt
Organism: Hymenoscyphus albidus
Lineage: Eukaryota; Fungi; Ascomycota; Leotiomycetes; Helotiales; Helotiaceae
Source: the annotation of a GenBank genome assembly
GUUUGUAAUACCAACUCUCUCCCGAUCGCAAGAAUGGUCAAGAAGCGCAACAGAGAUCCAGAAGUGCUCGAGGAUGCUCCUGCGCAUCAGAAUGGUGGGGAUGAAAGCGGGAGUGACGAUGUAAUUGUCGGCUCUUCCCAAUCGCAAGCUUGUGCUGAUAAUUUCACAGGACGUUGACAUGGUCAAUGUCGAUUUCGAGUGGUUCAACUUCAAAUUCGAAAUCGACUUCCACGGAACGAAGAGUCUUCUGAGACAAUUACUCGACGUCGAUCACCAAUUAUUCGAUUUGUCAGCUCUGGCAGAUCUCAUCCUCUCACAGAAUACCGUCGGUUCCACAGUCAAGGUCGAUGGCGAAGAAACCGACCCGUACGCCUUCCUCACAGUUCUCAACCUACACGAACAUCGAGAAGUGAAAGUUAUCAAAGAUUUAGCACAAUAUAUCCUUGAGAAGUCAAAGUCAAGUCCGGACCUAUCUCCUCUUGGUUCCAUACUCUCCGCGCCCAAUACGCAAGUUGGACUCAUUCUCGCUGAGCGCCUCAUUAAUGUUCCCUCGGAAAUUUCCCCACCAAUGUACUCAAUGCUCAUAGAUGAGAUUGAAGCCGCGGUCGAAGACAAGGAGCCAUAUGAGUUUACCCACUACCUUAUUAUAUCGAAGAAUUACCGCGAGAUUGCCUCUGCCCUCGACCAAGAAGACGCCCCUAAGACGAAGAAGACUAAAGGAGGAAAGGCCAGUAAGGAAGUGUUCUAUUUCCACCCAGAAGACGAAGUCCUGCAGAAACACGCACUUCUAUCGGGAUCGUAUGAAUAUACAAAAGAUGAGGGUGACGGAAUGGCGGAUAGCAAAAGAGCAUUUUCAGAUCUGGGUAUCAAGCCUCAAGGUUCGAUGAUACUUAUAGAAGCAAGCAAGUUCCAGGGAGCCGUGAAAGCCAUUGGCGAGUAUCUGAGCCCUCCGCAAUGAAAUUUGUUCCCAUCUAGCCUCCAAUUCUUUGAAUGCAUCUAGUGGUUUUACUCUUCUAAUCUCUGCAUCAAAUAUUCGACCUCCACUUCUUUAGUCAGAGGAAUCACGAAAUCCUUAUACAUUGCAACCACAGCCUCGACGUCGAUCUUGCCUGGGCUCGCGAUACCUUGACUUGGGUCCGUACCAUAUGUCCUGGCCUUGAGUCCCAGUCGUUCCAAUACCUUCUUCUCCACGGCUUCAUUUGUAAUGGCACGGCCAAUUCCAUCCCGAUCCUCUGCCUUGAUCAACUUUGUAUACAAUUCCUUCUCGGUUUGGAACUUUGAUUCGGCCACAAAUUUUCCAAAGUGGAUUCUCUGCGAGAGUGCUUGCAGACAGGCGAUGUCGGCCGUGGCUGUGGAACCGUAAUUCUCCUCCGUCUCCCCUCGGUCUUCAUGUCUCAAGUUGGCGCAUGCCACUGGAAGAAAAUGUUCGAUGUAGCUCUUCUUUAUUUUCUCAUUGACAUUGACAUUGUUGGCGUGGAGUAUCUUCGGAUAGUUCAAGGGCUUGAGAAUGGGAUGUUGGACGGCAGUUGGGAAGAAAGGAUACUGGUCGGGAGAUUCGAAUCGUCGAAUCAGGGAGUCGAGUUUUUCGCGCUCUUGGUGUAGCCAAUCGAGAAAGCUCAGAUCGCUGUUUGGUAUGCUGACAGCUCCGGGUUUGUAAAUUGUGCCGUUGAGGGGGAACUGGACUCGCUCGAUGAGGUGGAAGGUGAUAGUAUCUUCUAACCGACUGGGCAGUAGUUAGCAUGUAAAUCUGGUGUUGUUUCAUGUUCGACAACUUACAUCAAUUGAAAACGGAUGUUGGAAAGAUCCAGAGCCUUGGAGGCAUCGGAAAGGUCUAUGGUUGAGUCCAUCCUCCCUGGGGUAGCGGGGUAGUUGGUGACAGAAAUGCGGAACUUGUGAAGUCGGAAAGCUGUGCAGGUUCGGAUUUCCGCAGAUAGGUAUUGAGGGAAGAGAGAGAGGAUUAUGUAGACAAGAUGGCAAUAAUGUCGCUUAAUUGGCUACCUCAAUCGCUGGUAUUCACUCGAGACGUG